GCACGCAUCGCACGCUGCAGCGGAAGCACUGGCUCUGGCUCGGAUCGGGACGCGCAUUCCAUAGGCUGGGUUUCGGAUUUCGCAUUUCGGCAGUCGUCGUCGCAUCCGUCGGUUCGCUCCGCUUGAUCGGUUGGCUGGCAACGCAAGCUCAGCGGUUUCGCUGCACUCGGCAGUUGUGAUUGAUGGACUGCAGUUGCUCCGCCAGCGCUGACCUCCAACCCUUGACCCCCAAGACAAUCGAAUUCAGUGACUUCUAGGGGUCUCUUUUACGAGGGUCCCGCUGACCGUUGAUUCUAAAAAGAACAGCCAUCAGCGCCAGAAUACAUCAAAUAAAAACGUUCAAUUUCGGCCUUAUUUUCGUGCCCGGUGUUUCCGUUUUCGCCUUUCUCGAGCCUGCCGACGUCGUGUGCGCGGUCUUCAUAAAUUAUACAAGAGCGCAUUUCGCGAACGACUUGCAAAUAAAUAAGCAUUUACGCUUUUAUUAUUGCCCGGCGUGUGUGUUGUUUGUGAGUGUGUUUUGGCGCAGGAGCCGGGGUUCCGCGGAAUCGCUCCCAUGUGGCGCAGGCCGGAGGAAUAAAGCCGAACCGAGGGUUCCCACUUAAAUAUCAUUUUCGCAUACAAUCAGCAUCUAGCCGUAAAGGGCGCUCGUCCCCAUAAAUAUUUCGGAUCCGCUCUGAUUUGUGUGUGCUGAUAAGCCGGUGAUUGCCAGGCACAAGCAGGCCCCCGUAAAAGACAUCUCAAGCAGAAAAUGCCAGGAGACACCGCGGCGUAUACUUAAUCUUGUCAACGGGCCAGCGGCGCGGCUAAAGCAAACAUGAACUGCCUCUGUCGCCCCUCGCGGAUUAUGUCCGUGCGCAUUAACUUGCUGGAUGAAACCGAGUUUAUACACGAGAUCAAGGAUGAUUUGCCCGGCCAGGCUCUGCUGGAUGUCGUCUUCGCCAGGCUCAAUUUAAUCGAGACCUCAUACUUCGGCAUACGUUACAUAGACGACGAGAAUCAGACGCACUGGCUGGACCCUGCGUCGCGUAUUUCAAGACAACUCAAGCCCAAGUCGGAUCCCUAUGACUUGUACUUCGGGGUCAAGUUCUAUGCCGCCGAUCCCUGCAAGCUGCUGGAGGAAAUAACCAGGUACCAACUCUUCCUGCAAGUCAAACAGGAUGUUCUGCAGGGGCGACUGCCCGUGGCCUUUGAACUGGCCGCCGAGCUGGGGGCCUUUGUGGUGCAAUCGGAGCUCGGCGACUACGAUCAGCGGCGCCACUCGAAGGGCUAUGUGUCCGAGUUCCGGCUGCUGCCCAACCAGAGCAACGAGCUGGAAACCCGCGUCUCCGAGCUCCACCAGCAGCUGAAGGGGAUGUCGCCCUCCAGCGCGGAGCUCAACUAUCUGGACAAAGUCAAAUGGCACGACAUGUACGGCGUGGAUCUGCAUCCCGUGCUGGGCGAGGACAGCGUGGAGUACUUCCUGGGCCUGACUCCGAGCGGGAUCGUGGUGCUGCGCAACAAGACGACGGUGGCUCAUUACUAUUGGCCGCGCAUUGCCAAAGUUUAUUAUAAAGGACGCUAUUUUAUGCUCAGGAUAAGCGAUAAAAAUAACGAGCUGAGCACCUACGGAUUCGAGACGCCUCGCAAAUCGGCCUGCAAGCACUUGUGGCGCUGCUGCGUGGAGCACCAUGCCUUCUUCAGGCAGGUGCGAGUGGCCCCCCUGCCCAGCUCGCAGUCGCACGCCGCCGAUUUGUUCCAACUGGGAUCGCGCUUCAGGCACAGUAGUCGCCCGGACAAGCAGGCGGAGAAGGAUGCACUCUCCGCCGGACGAUCGCCGCCCGCCUUCACCCGCACCCCCUCGAAGCGCCAGCCGCGCCGCGUGAUUGAUGACUUUUUCAGCAGCAACGGGAACGGGAGUGGAGCUGGCCACGGAGUAAGUGGAGCCAGCGGAGCGGGAACACUGGGCGCAGACCGGGGCGGCAGCCACAUGGGCAACAGGCCGCUCCCGCAGCCCGGAAUGGGCACCAUCUCCAACAACUACGACAGUCCCUACCGCUCCACCUACAGCAUACCCACCAGCCUGGGCAUCAGACCCUGCCACCAGCAGCAGCAGCAGAACAACAACUCCAGCAGCUACAACAACAACAGCGGGGGCAACCUGCAGACACCUGACUCCCCGAGGAGCACGCGGAGUGCGCCCUGGCCGAGGUCCCAACAGCGGUCCCUCUUCGGCCACAACCCCUCGAGUCCGCGGUCCGUGAGAUCGGCCAGCACGGCGGGCGGGGGACUGCACCACCACCACAGCCACCACAGCCACGGGCACGGCACCAGCCACCAUCCGCACCACCAUUCCUCGUCGGCGGGGGCCACCGCCUCAUCCUCGCACCACCAGCGGCAGCGGGCAAGCUCCUCGUCCGCCUCCCACCAGCAGCAGCGGUACCGCUCCAGUUCCGUGGAGAGCCACUCCUCCAACGACUCGAGGUCCACGCGCAAGCAUAAGCACCGUCAUCGUCGCACCUCUGAUAACGAAAGCGAGCUCUCUAGAGGAUCGGGUCGCUCUGGAAGAUCAGGGCGUUCGCAUCAUCGCAAGCACCGUCGAUCGCACAGGCACCGAAGGGACUCGGCUGGAGGAUCGGAUCACGACAGCACACGAGGCCGCAGCUACUCUGGCCAUCGAAGCUCCUCGAUGAGGAGUGGCAGUGCGGAACUCAUAGACUCCACUUCCCAAUGGAGGGAGGUUCAGAGGCGCCAGGCGGAGGCCAGCAUGGGCCAGAGCUCCGUGCAGCAGGCAGCCGUCUCCAAGAGCAGCAUGGUGGCCAGGAGCCUGCACAGCAACGACAGCCACUCGGACACCCACUCGCACCACAAGUCUAGGAGGCAUCGCAAGAACAAAUCCCCAUCGGAGUCUCGCAGUCGCAUGUGGAACAGUGAGCUGGCGAAGCACCUCCAAUUCGACUUGGUGGACACGGAGGGCAUGUCGGAGCAGCAGCUGAGGGAGAUCCCCUACACGGUGGUGGAGACCACUUCGAAGAGGUCCAAUUCCAACCUGAAGAUCCACAAGAGCAACAGCAAGAGCAGUGUGGGCGCCAAGAGCACGGGGUCGGGCAACACCAUCACCAAUGGCAGUGGAUCGGGCAACACAGGGCAGGCCAGGAAUCGAGUCGACCGCAUCAGAGGACUUUACUAUCAAAGCUCGCACCCACACGAUGCCAAUGGAGGCCCUGGAACUGGAGGACAUGCGCCCAAGAACGGUUCCAUACGAUCUGCCAGCACUAUAUCUUCGAGGGAGUGUGAAAGGAAUAAUGGUCUAGUUAGGAUGAUGUCCAGCAUGAGCAUGGGCGACUUUAUCUCGCCCACUGGCUCGAAUCUGAGUCCCUUGGAGAACUCAGCCUUGCGCGUUUCCCAUGAGCACACCGACUCUGGGCUGGGCGCUGAUCAGGACUAUGCAUACUCAUCGGAGAGAUCCAGCGACAGCACUCGCUACGGCACCAACAAAUCCUCUGGCGCCUCGAGCGGAUCGCACCGGAAGUCCGGGGGCAGUGCCGGCGGCAACUACAACAACCUGAUGCAGCAGACCGUGAGUAACCAGCAGCAGCAGCAGCGUUCGCUGUUCGCCCAGCAGCAACGCCAGCAGCAGAAGAGCACCUACAAAUACGCCACCUCCUCAUCAUCGUCCACUAACCCGGGCUCCCAGGGCUCCUCGGGCCUGGCGCCCGUCCACGGCUCCGGGUCGAGUUCCCAUCCGAGCCAGAACCCGAAUCAGAAUCCCAAUCCCAACAGCGCUACUAACUCUAACCAGCAGUCGCCGGCCAAUCGCCUGCUCCACUACACGACCUUCGAGAACAACCAGUACAAGUUCAGCCUGAACAAUGCGCUGGCCAGGGGCUCCAAGGGCGUGGUGAGUGGCGGGGGCAGCAUUAGCAAUCUGGCCGGGAACAUGGUAUCCUCUGGUGGUGGUCCAGGUGCUGGUGGUGGUGCUUUCAGCCGGCAGCGCAGCUUUGUGGAGUGGCCCAGCAAUCCGGCGUCGCCGUACUAUUACCAGGGGCCCUCGACGCAGGUGGCGCAAGUGAAGCGGCGGGACGCCAAGUCGGACAUCGGGGUGCCCACCAGGCGGCUCUCCGGGCAGAGUGUCACCAAGACGCAGCUCCUGACGGGCGGCGGCGGCGGGAACAAUCAGCUGGCCAACGCGGGCUGCUAUCCCCUGCACUACGCCAGCAGCAGUGUUUCGGGCGCGGGCUACAAUCGUCCCUUGGGUCAGAGGUCAGGUGGGAAUGGCGGCUCCUCCUCGGGAGGCUUCGGCCUGCAGCCAGCCAAGUCGGACCUCUUCUUGUCCUACAUACAUGGCGGGGAGUACGAGCGGCCCUACAUCUACAACUACAAGAUGCCGCAGAUGCCGGGAGGAGGUGGAGCGGGCGCAGGAGCAGGGGGUUCCCCCAAACAACAGACCACCGCUUACCACAUCUCGGGCUCGCAGACCGCAGAUCCGCCGCCACCUCCUCCGCCGCUCUACGGUGGAACGGCGCCCGCCACCGACGUCAUGUACUAUCAGUUCGACAAAGGAGCCGCCGUCGCCGGAGCUCCCUCAACGUCGACAGCCUCCGCGUCCUCGUCGCCGGCCAUGCCCAUUGUCCAGCAGCCGCGUCAGUCGGGCGGUCCAUUAGUGUAUCUGCAGCAUGGCCAGAAUGCGUCUGUGUCCGUGCCCAUGCCCCCGCCCGCGGAGGUGCAGCAGCCAACUGCGAUGUCGCACUCCUCAUCGCACUCCUGCAGCGAGGAGGACGAGGCCAUGAUUGUCCUGGAGGCCCUGCAGAUGGAGCACGCCCAGACCACCAACGACGAGACCGAGGACACCGAAGACGACGAGGCCGCCGAGGCCGAGGACAUGUUUGAUGCGGAUGCUCCUUUGAUGUCCCCCACGGGCAGUCACAAUAGCUCCGGCAACAGCAACAACAACAACAACAGCAUCAGCAGCGGCAACUGCCCCAGCAACAACAACAACGGCAGUGGUCGUCAGUCGAGCACAUCGAGCAAUAUUAAUUUCGAUAAUUGCAAUGCGAAUGUGUACAGUGGUCAGCCGGCGAAGCAACUAGGGCCAAUUACCAGCGGCAGCCAAACGUUAAAUUGUCCCUCAUUGAACGCAAAUACGAAUACAAACACGAAUCUGAAUCUGAAUCCGAAUCUGAACCCAAGUAGCCACACCACCAAUAGUCACUCCAAUAGCCCGGCGAAUGCGAAUGCGAUUCCCCCACCCAACACCACCACCUCUAGCAACAAUGUCACAGGUGCAACAGCAGCAAGUGGCACGGCGGCAACAUCAACUGCCAGCCUGCAACAAAAUCAAAACAUUUCCUCCAGCUUAGAGAUAAUCCUUUCGCCAAUUAUCCAAAGUAGUCGACGGUAAGUUUUAUUUUCAGUUGCUUUCGGUUCGUCCUGUUGUUCUGUUUGUUUCUGUUCGAGUAGGUACAACCUAUUUUCGUUUCCGUAGCUAACAAGAAAUAAUACCCCCACCAAUACCUAUACCAGUACCGAUAGCGACCUUUGACCUGCAUGUUAAAACGGAAAUGAAGCAAGAGAAGUGACUUUACCUUUAGAUGAAAUGCAGUUUUUGCUACCCAGUUCGAUCGAAGUCGAGUUAUUGUGUGUAUCUGCUAUUGUUAAGGUUGCAUUCGAGUUUUAGCUUUGAGAUGUUGGCAGACAAUAUAAUGAGUUGAAUGCCCUUUGUUUCCCCACCCCACCCCACUCGUUUUCCCUCCAUUGAACGGCGCGGGAAAUUUAAGGAAAAACGCCCGUCAGCUCCCCCGAAAAACACAGAUACACGAAGCAUCUCCUUUAAGUGCGCGAAAACAGAACGAAACGAAAACAUUAUAAAUUAUGUAUUAAUGUGCCCGUUAGGCCCACGCAACGCGGAAAUGUCGAGGAUGUCGAGGAUGUCGGGACCUCCCAGCUGCCAAUUUUCAAUUGCCUCUGGGCCAAGAUAACAAUCGACUUGGGGGCCAAAACAAUGGCGCAAAAGCCUCUCAGGCAAACAUUCAUUUUCAUUUCAAUUUCACUUGCCGGGCUCCUUCGGCCUGCUUUCGUUCUGGAUUUACAUUUGAUUUGACUGCCUUUCCCCCAUUUUUCCUCGACAUUUUUCCGCUCGGCGGGGCAACACAGAAACGCACAAAUAUUUAUGUAAGCUAGGAAAUUCGACAGCCUAUUUACAAAUGAAUAGGUUAAUGUCAUCGGGGUGGAAUCUGAGUCUGAAACAGCCGGCCGUGUUUUGUUUACGAGCCAAACUUGGGGCAAAUUGACUUUAAACAUGUCAAUUUAAAUUUCGGGACUCCCCACACCUCCACCCUCGUUAGCCCGGGAAAGUAUGCUACGGCCGGGCACAGAAAUAUUACUCAUACGCCGCAUUGCACGCAGCCAUUGAAGCUACAAAUGACAAUUUCACAACGAAUUAACCGCCCAGCCAACCAGACAGCCAGCCCUCGUCAUCCCAAUGGAUGUGGGGGCCCGGGACAUUUAUUGCGAGCCGGGAAUUGCAAGCAAAUGACCUUCAAACUCGAUAAGCGAAAACAAAACAAGCGAAAGUGCUAAAAAUAUACAUAAUUUUCAGGGAUACAAAGACAAAGUCCCUCACACAUGCCAGCCGGAAAAUAUGAUAGGACACCGAAAGCACACCCACAGUCGCACAUUAAAAUAUAUGUACGUGGGGCCGGGCAAAUGAUAUUUCUGCCGGCUCGAUGGCCCGGUGCCAAUGUUUCGGGCCCCGACCCGCACAUAAAUACAAAUUUCCACAAAACAACAGGCCACAAAACAAAAUAAACCCCCAAAAAAUAAGCGAUGAAAGCAAAAAGGCGCAAUGGUGGCAGCCAGUGAAAAUACAAAAAGUGAAACAACAACCGGGCUAGAAAGCAUUUCAUAUCGUAGAAAUACUUUGGAGCCAAAUAAACAACAUUUCGCAGAAGCACAAAAAAAGGCAUACCAAACAGUUGAAAGGGAAAAUGGCUGGCCUGCGGCGUUUUGGGGACCUCGGGUUACUCUCUAUUUGAUUAAGAUAAAUAUUUGGGGUCAUCUAAUAUUUACAAAGUUUUCCGCUGCAAGGGAUACUUGUUUGAUAUCAACAAGCAAUAGUACAGUCAUUACUGUCAGAGAACAUUUCCUCGAAAUGUAUGAAAUGUAUCAACACUGUACUGAUUGUUUAAAGUUUGUUAAGAGUUCUAAUGUUAUUUUUUCCUUUGUGAGGUCCUAACUUAUGUCCCCUCCUUGAAAGGGUAUAUCCACAAGGGGUCUGCGUGCUCGACCUUGGUACAACGACAGUUCUUGUUUUAGAUUAAGCCCCGAUCCCAGCAACCCCUUGGCCCCCGGAACUCGGCCAUUUGGAGCCCAUCGCGACUUGUAGCUAGGCCACACGCCACCAGCAGCAACAAAGGGACUCGGGAAACUUUACGCAUUUUUGUCACAGAAGGAAAUAGAAAACGAAAAGGAAAAGUGCUGAAAAUGUGGAAAGUGCCCGAGUGGCAAUCGUAAAUUUGACGCACAUUUCUGCCCGAGGGCGGAGAGAUAAGCUUAUGAAUGGCUGUAUAAAACUCACCCCAUUGCCACACACAUAAUGGGGAGCGAUGGCUUUUCCCUUGCAGGAUUUCUUUUUGGUUUAUGAUUAAAUUAAGUAAUUAUUUGUGGUGCGGCGCCGACUGAAAUGAUAAAAAGUAUUCAAUUUGUGGCAGUUGCGGCGAUAAAACUGGAUUUACUGCGGCCAUAAACUGCGUGGCGGCACUUGAACUAUAUUUUUUGUAAACUUACUUCGGAUUUAAGAGCACCACAACGCAUACGCACUGUAGUCGCUAGAGCAAACUAACCAGCUACACUCACAACCACACACCACACACACUCACCUAUACCCACACUUACAUUACCGAGCACUAGAAAACUUAAAUGAGAAAAUCGAAUCAACAAGGAAACUUUUUCUAACAUGUGCAAAUAUUUUCUUCUCUUCUCGCCCACCCCCGAAAACCCUCUUUUCCCCACUUUAUUUUCAUGCCAUGCAAAUGCAACUACCACAAAACUACAAUGCAAACGGCAGAGCGCAAUUGUAAGCGAAAUGAGCACAGAGUUGUGAGAAUUAGCUAAAUUUAAUUUGCAAUAGCCAAAGCCCGCCGACCAUGCCCCUGCCGCAGGAGUGAGCUGCGCCUCCAACCCGCCGCCCACUGCCUUCUGCAAACUUUGGUUGCAGCAACAGCAACAGCAGCAGCAUCAGCAGCAGCAACAUCAGCAAU
Molecule: messenger RNA, 8234 nt
Organism: Drosophila biarmipes
Lineage: Eukaryota; Metazoa; Arthropoda; Insecta; Diptera; Drosophilidae
Product: band 4.1-like protein 4
Exons: 16
Coding region: 815-5377 (1520 amino acids)
Cellular component (GO): cytoskeleton
Source: RefSeq, a predicted model, not a curated record